AUGGCUCAUAGACUUUUGGUUAACGUGAUAUUCACUGGUGCCUCCGUGUUUGGAAAGGCAUUCACUGAAGCUUACAAGCAAGCUGCUAAGGCUACAGCUACUUCUUCCCAAGCUAAAGCCGCUGGCGCCACCAAAUCAGCAUCAGUUGGAGGUAUUCAACUUGAUGAAGCAUGCAAAAUCUUGGACUUGGAAAGAGCCGAUUUAACUCUUGACAAGGUUGAUGAAAAGUACAAUUAUUUAUUCUCUGUGAAUUCUAAAGAAAAGGGUAACUCAUUCUAUUUACAGAGUAAGGUAUUUUAUGCUAUGGAUACCUUGAAGAAAGAGUUGGAAUAUGCUGAAAAGGUGCGGAAAAUGAAAGAGAGUAAGGGGGAAAGUGGCGGAGAAAGUGCAUAG
This is a messenger RNA of [Candida] anglica, 393 nucleotides long. NCBI's taxonomy places the organism in Eukaryota, Fungi, Ascomycota, Pichiomycetes, Serinales, Debaryomycetaceae. The record is from the annotation of a GenBank genome assembly.